Colletotrichum scovillei is the source of this 2161-nucleotide messenger RNA. RefSeq names its product fungal specific transcription factor. Gene Ontology annotation, molecular function: DNA binding; DNA-binding transcription factor activity, RNA polymerase II-specific; zinc ion binding. The transcript has 4 exons. The record is from RefSeq and is a predicted model, not a curated record. NCBI's taxonomy places the organism in Eukaryota, Fungi, Ascomycota, Sordariomycetes, Glomerellales, Glomerellaceae. Bases 126 to 1940 code for a protein of 604 amino acids. Gene Ontology annotation, biological process: regulation of DNA-templated transcription; DNA-templated transcription.
UCACGAAGAGCUCGUCACAGCGUGACUGUCGUUACUGAAACAUCAGAGUACUCCAUCUUAUACCGGAUCGAAUGACAGAGCCUGGACAAGGGCAUAGAUACGCCUUCUAGCAACUAACAGAAACGAUGGAGACAUCCAAGCCCAAAAGAGUCAGGAGGAGAAAGGCCUGCGAUCUGUGCUAUCAUAAGAAGAUUAAAUGUGAUGCAAAAGAGCCACGAUGUUCCGGUUGCAAGUUAUACAACUCAGAGUGCACUUACACUGGCCCGACGAGGGCGACUGCCGUGAAGUCGAAUCAAGCCAAGAAGAUCGAGAUGCUGGAAGCCAGACUGGCGCAACUGGAGGCCCAAAAACAACCCUCGCCCAAGGCAUCCAACCCAGAAUUCUUGCUGGCAUCUUCGGUGCCCGAUUCAGCUGCAAGUAUCUCUGAAGAGGAGCAACAUAUCUGGGCGACAAAUACUGAUUCAACACUAAACGAAUCACCCGGCUCCUCUACCAACCCAGGCUCAAGCAUCUCGGGUCGCGAAUCCAGCAAAACACUCCCGCCCUUGCGUCAGAUUCUGCCUUCGAUAGAAGACUACUUUCAGAACUCGAAUCAGGUGCUCCCUCUAUUUGAGCGAGAAAGCUUCGUUAAGAUGCUGCGAAGUUGGUACGCGUAUCCGGCGCACCGUAAAUCAGACGUCUGGGCCGCCAUCAACGUUGUCUUAGCCCUGGCACACCGGCACUCCUACGCUUCCAGUUACGAAGAGACGCAGAAUAUGCAGCGAUAUAUCGACAAUGUUCGAUCCGUCUUGAACAAAUUGGUCAUCAAUGAUCCAAGUAUGCUGGUCUUGCAGACUUUACUUGGACUGGUACUCGUAUUCCACGGCUCAGCGGACCAGGGCCCGGCGUCCAUACUAAUUGCAACUGCAAUUAGGCUUUGCCAGAGCCUUAGACUUCAUACAAAGUCUACGGCGCAGGAAUUCGAGCCGGCUGAGACUCUCCAGAGGAGUCGAGUCUUUUGGAUCGCCUUCAUACUCGACCGCGACCUAGCAAUGAGAUUGACGCAGCCGCCUAUGCAUCAAGAGUCAGAGAUCGACAUAGACAUUCCAUCUCUACAUCCUCCGGAUGAUGUAGGUAUGAUCAUGGGUUUCUCUGGCCAAAAGUUCAAUUACUUCCGCAGUACUGUUCAGCUCGCCUACAUCCAGGGAAAGCUGUAUCACAUGUGUUUCUCCGUUCGGGCUCUCAAGCUUCCAGACCAACAAAAGAGUCAGAACAUGCUUCGCAUCCGUGAGAUGCUGGAAAAUUGGCAAAAUUCAAUACCUAUGGAAUUCCAGCCAGAGCUGGCAGCAGCAACCGUGGCCGCUGAGUACCUUCGAUACAUUUGCCUACUUCACUACACCCACCUGCAGCUAAUUGCAACAACACACUACACAGACUCGCACCACCUCGAGUGGCUUCAAGGGUUGCUCAGCUGUAACAAGGGGAGUACUCCGGCAGUGCGGUCCGACCUAGCAGCACGGCUUCCAAAUUGCUGGGACAGGCUGGUUACUGAGGCGCGGACUUGCAUGCAUCUCUAUGCUGCAACACCCGAGAAUGACUCGGCUCUGACUUGGCUAGUGUCGUGCGGCUACCUCACAAGUAUCAUGUUCAUCACCGUCAACAACCUGGCCUGUCCAGAUAACCCGUGUCGACUGACGGAUCAAAGCAACGUCGAAUCGGCCUUGCUCCUACUCGAGCGUCUCAUAAAGGCUACAGACGACGGAAGACUCAAGAGGAUCCACAGUGCUUGCAAAGAUAUCAACGAGAGGGCGCGACUUGCCGUGCUGUCAAGUUCAUCAGACGAAUUCUCACACUUCAAUCCUCCCGGGCUUGAAUUUGGAGACGAAGACCCUCUUGAUGACGGAAGGUGGGGACUAGUCGACAACAAUUUUUGGACGAUGAACGAGUAUGCCUCAAGUUGAUCUGACCACUUGGGAGAAUGGGGGCACAGGCGUCAGUACGGGUCAUAAGAAACAGAAAAUAAGGCAGGCUACAGCUGGGAAUGGCGCAGAAGAACAGUGACGGGAGCAGCCUCGUAUUAUUGUCCAAAAUGCAGUUGCUCCAGAACAAAGUGUAUCUUACAAUCUGUUUGUCCGCAUUACAUACAAGAGCAUCUGCUGUGUUAUGUGACAAUCAAAGAUCC